GUCUCGACCUAUCCUCCUCUCACCGCGGCACUUGUCUUGUCUGCUUUACUACUUUCGUCAUGCCUAGGGCAACAACAGAUCGUUUCAAUCGUGCACAUCAGCCUUCUGUAAAAGCAAAAUCCAAUGACAAGGCAGAAUCGUCGUCAUCAGGAGCCCGAAAUCCGAUAUUCAAUACCGAACGAUUCGGUCAACAUAUUCUCAAAAAUCCGCAAGUAGCGCAAACGAUUGUAGAUAAGGCCAGUUUAAGACCUACGGACAAAGUCCUAGAAGUUGGUCCAGGUACUGGUAAUCUUACAGUGAGGAUAUUGGAAAAGGCCAAGCAUGUCACAGCCGUGGAGAUGGAUCCUCGUAUGGCUGCUGAAUUGACGAAGCGUGUGCAGGGAAAACCAGAACAACGCAAACUCGAAAUCAUGAUUGGAGAUUUCGUCAAAGCGACAUUACCAUACUUCGAUGUCUGCAUUUCAAACACACCCUAUCAAAUCUCUUCUCCACUCAUCUUCCGUCUGCUCUCACACCGACCUCUAUUCCGCACCGCCAUCCUCAUGUUCCAACGGGAAUUUGCCCUGCGUCUUGUUGCACGACCAGGAACAGAGCUCUGGUCACGCUUAUCAGCAAAUGUUCAGCUUUAUGCAAAAGUUGACUUGGUUAUGAACGUUGGCAAAAACAACUUCAGGCCACCGCCGAAAGUGGAGAGCAGUGUUAUUCGACUCGUACCACGAGACCCGCCACCACCCGUUGAGUUCAAUGAAUUCGAUGGGCUUGGUCGUAUUAUUUUCAGCAGACGGAACAAAACAAUUCAUGCGGGCUUCAUGGCAAAGGGUGUAAUGGAAAUGUUGGAGGGCAAUUGGAAGACAUGGGCGGCUGCAAACGAUGUUAUGGUCGAGGAUGACUUUGACAUCAAGAAGAAAGUCGAACUGGUCCUUGAGGAUUCUGGUUUCUCAGAACAUCGCGCAGCAAAAAUGGACGUCGAUGAUCUUCUAAAAUUACUGUCAUCAUUCCACGACGUUGGUAUCCACUUCGCAUGACAUCCAUUUUCGGUUUUGGACCUGUACUCCAUGAUUGUACAUUAUAGAUACAUUUACACACUUCUAUUCUGCCUUGAAGCUACACCCUUCGAUUCGUUAUGGACACAAAAGGUAUCAUGAUCGCCAUCUCUAAUAUUCUGUCAUGAGGAUUUUUGUAGAUAUGCUUCAUACUGCUUUGGCGUG
Molecule: messenger RNA, 1208 nt
Organism: Somion occarium
Lineage: Eukaryota; Fungi; Basidiomycota; Agaricomycetes; Polyporales; Cerrenaceae
Source: the annotation of a GenBank genome assembly